Messenger RNA from Phalacrocorax carbo (great cormorant), 4491 nucleotides. Lineage: Eukaryota; Metazoa; Chordata; Aves; Suliformes; Phalacrocoracidae. The record is from RefSeq and is a predicted model, not a curated record.
CGCUGACACCGGGCAGACAGCUAGUGGCUCCCUGCACUGUGGGAUUAGGCGGUACAAACAGCCUGCUGCUGGUUUGGUACACACAAUUUUACAAUGUAAAGUGUUCUCAAAUGGUCGUGUAAGUGCGGUUAUUCGUUCAAACACGUUUGAAGACUGCAACCUUUGUGCUUGUGACCAACUGGUAUAUUACUCAUAGUUGUUCUACCCACAAGCUUGGCACUGAACAUUACACCUUCAUAAAUACUGUUUGCAUAUCACUGAGUUGAUAAAAGCCAGCUUGUAUUUGUACAGAGCUUUUAUUUACUUUUCAUAGCGUAAAGCUGCUUCUUCCUCUUCCUCUUCCUUACUCUUUCUGCUUCACCUCACGGAGGAGGAAAGAUCAUCUUACUGACAAAAAUUGGCUUCACAGAAGACGGUGAAUUCCAGCUUUAAAGGCUUACUAGAGAGCACCGCAGCACAAAUGGGCCUCCAGAACACCAAACACUCCAAAGCCAAGCAAGCUAAUAUGCUGAUGUUAGGACUCGAUUCCGCAGGAAAAUCUACGCUCUUGUACAAGUUGAAGUAUAACGAUGUCUUUCUAACAAUUCCAACAAUUGGCUUUAACGUGGAUAUGAUUGACACUGGGAAAGAUUUUACACUGACAUUUUGGGAUGUUGGAGGACAACAGAAAAUGAGACAGUUCUGGUGCAAUUUCCUGGAGAACGCAGACGGACUGCUCUAUGUUGUGGACAGCUCUGAUAAGCAGCGUCUGGAAGAAUCAAGGAAAGAAUUUGAACUCAUUUUAAGGAAUGACUCUCUAAGAAGCGUACCGGUUGUCGUGCUAGCGAACAAGCAGGAUUUGCCUGGAGCUUUGAACGCUGAGGAAAUAACCCGGAGAUUCCACAUAAAGAAGUCCUGCAGCGACAGGAAUUGGUAUGUACAACCCUGUUGUGCUCUCACAGGAGAGGGUUUGUCAGAAGCUCUCCAAAGACUAACCUCGUUUGUAAAACACUACAGCAGAUCAAAGGAGACUUCUACAAUCUUUAAGGAAAUCGAAACACUUUAAGAAUGUCUAUCCUCAAAUUCCAGCGAACUUUCACCUACCUAUUUUGUCGGACAGACUAAACCUGAAAAUACUGGAUUCUGGAGAACUCUUCAGAGUAUUUAUAAAGAAGUUUGACAAUAUUAAAUUAUAAUGUUAUUCAUGCAGAUGCUUCUGAGAGACUGCUCUGCAGCAUUUUAUUAGUGAUCGUAUGCUUGGGGUCACUGAGCUCAGAAGUGUGGCUGCUGAAUAAUGAAAAAGGUGGAGUUGAGCUUCUGAAUUUUAGCAAGUGGAAGCAAAAUAGUUGAGCAGUGCUUAAAACACUUAAGUUAUUUUGUCAAGAAGUAAAAGAGCCAAGUUGUUUGUUCAGCAAGAAGAGCAAGAGAUAAAAUGUUUCGUAAUAAAUGCUGCGUGGAUGUAUUUCUCAUGUAAAAAUAUAGUUGUUUUAGACCUUAAACUCUUAGUUACGCACAAGAGAACCUAUGAAUAUGAAAUACUCGAUGGAUAUUAUUGCAUUCUAGAACCAAUUGCUCCAUAGAGACUUUAACAAACAGAAUCUGCUCCUCAUCAAGCCACAAGACGAAGCUGAGAUCCAGUGCUGUGUGUAAGAUGUCGGUCUGAUGGCCCUUUGUUACAGAUUUCCAUGUACCACUUCCCUUGUUUCUGCGCUGUAGGAUUGCGAUUCUUAGCCGCGAGCAGAGCGAUGGAAGCCAGCAGGGGAUCAGUGCUUCACUGGACUGAUCCCCACUGGAUUUGGGGUGGGGGAUAAAGCAGGGAGGAAUGCAGGGAUUGGCUCCUUGGUCGUUGUUUUUAUAGAUCUUGAUGGAUGCUGUCCUGCCUGUACUGAAGCCACCUGAAAUUUUGUUACUGAUAAAUUUAGGUUUGAUUAAAUUUGACAUAAAGUGGCACAAUAUUGGUAAUCCUUUUGCUACAGUUUGUAGAAAAAAAUUCCAAGUGGAAUUUCUGUUCAGAUUUCCUGGCUGAUGAAUGAGUGAAUUAGUAUUCUGAAUGCCAUUAGAGCAACAAAGGAUUGAUAACUAGAAGACUAAUUCAACUGUAUCAACCAUGAAAAUAGUUUAAAAACUAAGGCUGAUAAGUUAAUAGGGCUGGCUCUUUUAAAAGCAAGAGAAAAGACACCAUCUAAUUAUUGGUUAUACAGUCCCAGAAAAUCCAGCCCAAUUAUUUCUGCCUUCUUGAGCAAUGUCUGCAGAGGUAGGAUGCCCCGGUGCUUAGCAUGCUUGCAUAGAUGGCUGGAUUUUUUUUUUUGCCCUGCGUCUACCACAAUCUUUGGCCAUGGGCAAGUCGUUUAACCGCUCUGUGUCUCAACAGUGCCUUGGCAAAAUGAACUUCCCAGUUACACGCUCUGAAAAAGUUGUGGCAAAGGUCAGCUUGUGAGCCCUGCUCCUGCGACAAAAUGAUUAUGCCAAGUAAUUCACAUAAGAAAUUUACAUUUAGUUCUUACUAAUAAGCAGGCAGGAAUUUCAAGUUAUAGAAGGGUGAAGCGGCAAGAAAAGCACCCAGACGUAUCCUGUUGUCUCAUGCAUAUAUUAUUCAAAAACAAAAAAAUCAUCAGGUGAAUUUGCUGAAAUGGUAAACAAAGAAAGGUUUCUCAACAGAAGCUGUUAUUAAUGCUGACAGUAAUUACCAUGGGCUCAAUCCUGAGUCAUGUUGAGACUACAUUUCUAAAAGAAGAGCAAGUAUUUGGAUUUAUUGCCUGGUCUGAUGAUUUAGGCUCAAUGUAAAACAUCAUCUUCUGUCCCAAAAAAGAUUUUUAAGAGUCUGCAACAAUGGGAACAAUAGUUUUCUAAACCCAACAGGUCAUUGUCAAAAAAUGUCAUAUUUCAGAUCAAUGAAUGUAAGUAUUUGCAUGUGUAUGUUACAUAUUGAAUUCUCCCACCAGUUUCAUCUAAUCACGUGUCUAUUAUAAAUCUGAAUCUAGUUCACUGGCCUCAGGACUUCCUCAGGGAGAAAUACUCCUUUAAUGGGAGUGCACCAGGGUCUCUAAUUAGACAAGAAGCAAGUUCUGAAGGGAGAAAUGUAGUAGUGUAAUAGACCAGCUCAUAUAGCUGAAAAAGAGAAUAAGUUUUCAGGCACACAGUGCCUUCUGCAGGUUAUCAACUUAGAUGAAACAAUACUCACAUUGACUUGAAGAAAAUCUGUUACAUUAUGCUUCAGAGGAAAUAAAUAAACCCUAUUCCAUUCACUUUACAGAGUAUCAAGUAUUUAAAAAUUGAUUUUUCUAAGAGUUGGUUUCUUAAAGAAGUGAAGCCGUCCCCAUUUUAUCUGCCCAUGGAGCCCCCUACCUUUCUGAAUAAUUUUUAAGCCUUAAAUAUCAGUCAGGUUGGAUAGAGAAGCAGGUUCUCAACGGAAUUAUAUGCCUGAAAGUUUAAUUAAAAAAAUCAGUCAGAUAGAGAAAAGUGACCAUACCGGUGCCCUCAGUGAAGCUGAUAAGGUACAAAAGGCUAAUCCCCGAGGAGAUAAAUGUUCCAUUUUAGCUGCAAGAGAGCCUACAAGAGGACAUAAAUCCACAGAGCCCAGGCUUAAUUAGCUCCUCUGCUCCUGGAGCUAGCUGGUCUUUUUCUUUACUGCCUGAGUAUAUAAUGUCCAUGGGGGCUUCUUUAGGGUGAGGAGAUAGGGGAUAUAGAAUCCACUGUUUAAAAUUUCCAUUCCAUACCUGGAGUAAAGAAUCUCCCUGACUGCUCACCACGUUUUGGGAAGGAUCCCUGAAAAAGUGUUAUUACAUGGGCAUGAAGAUGCAGAGGAAGGGGAGUUUCUGGCUCAGUUCUGCAAGACCGCAGAGCGGAGCACACGCUGCCCGCUUCGCAGCAGUGCGGCUGGUUUCCCCAGCCCGCCAGCAGACCGGGGUUCGUUCUGAAGGAUGGUCAGUCGUCAGAGGCAGGAGGGAGCAGGGCCCCCCGCACCCCACCACAGCAUCUCUGCCUUCUGCCCUGGCGCACAUACUCACCCCAGGGCGCUGUCUGGUCCCUAUGGAAGCCUGGGAAUUGCUCGAUAUUGACUCCCAUCGUGCAUUAGGUGGUGAAAUCAAUAGCAAGGGAGUUACAGAGGCGUUUUACAGCUUCAUCCUGUUAUGGAGAGUUUUAGAUCUUUUCUCUGCUUGGCUGAACAAGAUAAUGAGCAGAAUUGUCUUUAUGUUUCAGAGCACAACAAAGUGGAAUUGUGCUAAAAAUAAAAUCCAUAGUAUCGUAAGCAUAAUUUAUUCCUGUACAAGUUUUGUUUUAUUACUUAGAAACAAUUUUCAGAUUUUUGAAGGGUUCAGGGUGCUUUGAGAAGGUAAAAAAACCCAGCAUAUGAGGAGUGCUGGCAGUGGAACCAAAGUCAGUGAGUUGAAAAGUUUGCAUGGGAUGAAAGGCCUUAAAGAGUUUGGCCUCCCCCACCCCGCCGGCUGCUUAUAUUACUCCAGGUUUUGGAACUCUUUUCAUUAUCUUUCCUAAUAAAUCACACCCUGAUCA